Messenger RNA from Apaloderma vittatum (bar-tailed trogon), 2280 nucleotides. It is a transcript of the gene ITGB3, whose product is annotated as integrin, beta 3 (platelet glycoprotein IIIa, antigen CD61). Lineage: Eukaryota; Metazoa; Chordata; Aves; Trogoniformes; Trogonidae. Gene Ontology annotation, molecular function: fibrinogen binding; fibronectin binding; integrin binding. Gene Ontology annotation, cellular component: integrin complex; focal adhesion; cell surface. The coding region runs from base 1 to 2280 and encodes 759 amino acids. Gene Ontology annotation, biological process: cell migration; cell adhesion mediated by integrin; cell-matrix adhesion. The transcript has 15 exons. The record is from RefSeq and is a predicted model, not a curated record.
AUGGGAAAACUCAACGUGACCUUCGGGAUCCUCAUGCUCUGCGCCGCUGGAGGCUGGGGGGGUAACAUCUGCACCACCCGCGGGGUGAACUCCUGCAAGCAGUGCCUGGCCGUGAGCCCCCUCUGCGCCUGGUGCUCCGCCGAGGUCUUGGCGCAGUCAUCCCCUCGCUGUGACCUUCGUGCCAACCUCCUGCAAAACGGCUGCGGGGAGGACGACAUCGAGUUCCCCACCAGCAGCGUGAGAGUCCUGGAGGAGCGACCCCUCAGCAGCAAGGGCUCAGGGAACUCCCCCACCACCCAGAUGAGCCCCCAGAAAAUACGGCUGAACCUGCGGCCGGAUGACUCCCAGAUCUUUCGCGUCCAAGUGCGUCAAGUGGAAGACUACCCUGUGGACAUCUACUACCUGAUGGACCUGUCCAACUCCAUGAAGGAUGAUCUGCAAAACAUCCAGAACCUGGGCACAAAGCUGGCCAGCGAGAUGCGCAAGCUCACCAGCAACCUACGCAUCGGCUUUGGGGCCUUUGUGGACAAGCCCAUUUCCCCCUACAUGUAUAUCUCUCCUCCACAAGCCAUCAAGAACCCUUGCUAUGAGAUUGCAGAAACCUGCCUGCCCAUGUUUGGUUACAAACAUGUCCUGUCUCUCACGGACGAGGUGACUCGCUUCAACGAGGAGGUGCAGAAGCAGAACGUCUCACGGAACCGUGAUGCGCCCGAGGGCGGCUUCGAUGCCAUCAUCCAGGCCACUGUGUGUGAUAAGAAAAUCGGAUGGAGGAACGACGCUUCCCACCUACUUGUCUUCACAACGGAUGCCAAGACCCACAUCGCGCUGGACGGCAGGCUGGCUGGCAUCGUGCAGCCCAAUGAUGCCCAGUGCCACAUUGACGAGGAUAAUUUCUACUCUGCCUCCACCACGCUGGACUAUCCCUCUCUGGGCCUGAUGACUGAGAAACUCUCACAGAAGAAUAUCAACUUGAUCUUUGCAGUGACGGAUACGGUUGUUGGCCUCUACCAGAACUACAGUGAGCUGAUCCCAGGCACAACUGUGGGCACCUUGUCCAGAGACUCCAGCAAUGUCCUGCAGCUCAUAGUGGACGCUUAUGGGAAAAUCCGCUCCAAGGUGGAGCUGGAGGUGCGUGACCUCCCUGAAGAGCUGUCCCUGUCCUUCAAUGCCACCUGUCUCAACGAUGAGGUCAUCCCCGGGCUCAAGUCUUGCAUGGGGCUCAAGAUUGGGGACACGGUGAGCUUUAGCAUCGAGGCCAAGGUACGGGGGUGCCCACAGGAGCGCCAGAAAUCCUUCACCAUCAAACCUGUGGGCUUCGAGGACAGCUUGACGGUGGUGGUGGACUUCAACUGCAACUGCUCCUGCGAGAGCCAAGCCGAGGCCAACAGCUCGUCCUGCAGCCGUGGCAAUGGCACGCUGGAGUGCGGCGUGUGCCGCUGCAACCCCGGGCGCCUGGGCUCACACUGCGAGUGCUCGGAGCAGGAGUACAACCCCUCGCAGCAGGACAACUGCAGCCCCCGGCCGGGACAGCCCCUCUGCAGCCAGCGCGGCGAGUGCAUCUGCGGGCAGUGCGUGUGCCACAGCAGCGACUUCGGGAAGGUGACGGGCAAGUACUGUGAGUGCGACGACUUCUCCUGCGUCCGCUUCAAGGGCCAGAUGUGCUCGGGCCAUGGGAAGUGCAGCUGCGGGGACUGUCUGUGCGACUCGGACUGGACCGGUGACUACUGCAACUGCACCACCCGCACCGACACGUGCAUGUCCAGCAACGGGCUGGCGUGCAGCGAGCACGGAGGAGCUCACGGUACCUCCUUCCUCUUCCUCAGGGACUGUGUGGAGUGCAAGAAGUUUGAGCGAGGAGAGCUGGUGAAGCAGCAGUCCUGCGGCCGCAUGUGCCGCGACGAGAUCGAGACGGUGCAGGAACUAAGUGACAGAGGCAAGGAUGCCGUGAACUGCACCUACAAGGAUGAGGACGACUGUGUGGUGCGGUUCCAGUACUAUGAGGACUCCAGUGGCAAGUCCAUCCUCUACGUUAUCGAGGAGCCAGACUGCCCGAAGGGGCCAGACAUCCUGGUGGUCCUGCUCUCGGUGACGGGCGCCAUCCUGCUCAUCGGCCUUGCCGCCUUGCUCAUCUGGAAGCUCCUCAUCACCAUCCACGACCGCCGGGAGUUUGCCCGCUUCGAGGAGGAGAAGGCCAGGGCCAAGUGGGACAUGGGUAACAACCCUUUGUACAAAGAGGCUACAUCUACCUUCACCAACAUCACGUACCGCGGGAACAUGUAA